Messenger RNA from Lepus europaeus (European hare), 4195 nucleotides. RefSeq names its product optineurin (gene OPTN). The coding region runs from base 193 to 1785 and encodes 530 amino acids. Gene Ontology annotation, molecular function: K63-linked polyubiquitin modification-dependent protein binding. Gene Ontology annotation, cellular component: cytoplasm; nucleus; Golgi apparatus. The record is from RefSeq and is a predicted model, not a curated record. Gene Ontology annotation, biological process: Golgi ribbon formation; protein localization to Golgi apparatus; regulation of canonical NF-kappaB signal transduction. The transcript is spliced from 14 exons. NCBI's taxonomy places the organism in Eukaryota, Metazoa, Chordata, Mammalia, Lagomorpha, Leporidae.
GCCGGAGCCCUGCGGCCCCUGCCGUCACCCCGGCGCCGGCCCCCUGGGCGGCGUCAGCAUCCGGAUCCGGAGCUCUGCCCCAGUGGCACAAUGCCGACGAAGCUGUGACCCCGAGGGAGGCCGAGCGCCGGUGGCCGGUGGAAGUCAUGCAGCACUCAGUCACCUGACAUCCCUGGCGAUGGAACUGCUGCCAUGUCCCACCAACCUCUCAGCUGCCUGACCGAGAAGGAAGAAAGCCCCAAUGAAACCACAGGAAAUGGACCCCCGAGUCUGGCUCACUCAAACCUGGACACGUUCACGCCAGAGGAGCUGCUGCAGCAGAUGAAAGAGCUCCUCACUGAGAACCAUCAGCUGAAAGAAGCCAUGAAGCUAAAUAAUCAAGCCAUGAAAGGACGAUUUGAGGAGCUUUCAGCCUGGUCAGAGAAACAGAAGGAAGAACGCCAGUUCUUUGAGCUACAGAGCAAAGAAUCCAAAGAGCGCAUAAUGGCCUUGAGUCAUGAAAAUAAGAAAUUGAAGGAAGAACUUGGAAAACUAAAAUGGAAAUUUGAAAAGCCAUUUGAGCGCGUCACUGGCCACUGCAGGUUUCCCAAGCUGGAAGCAGAGCACGAAAUGUUCCAGCUGAAGACCCAGGUAGCACGCCUACAGGCAGACAUGCGAGGCAUUGUUUCUGGGCUGCAGCUCAAACUGAACUCCAGUGGCAACUCGGACCACUCCUUCGUGGAACUUAGGAUGGAUGAAACAGAAGCAAAUGGGACAGUAAAAGAAAUCAAGAAUAAGAAUAGUCCCGAACCCACAAGAACGGACUCCAUUAAAACAGUUUCCAGUUUUGAAAAGAGAGCAAAUGACCGUUCAGAGUCUGAGACCCAGACAGAGGGGAGCAUGGAAAAGGAGAAUGAAGAGAAGAAAGGCACAGAGAGUGUUGGCAGUGAAGUGGAAAUGUUGAACCUUCAGGUGACAUCCCUGUUUAAGGAGCUUCAGGAGGCUCAUACAAAACUCAGUGAAGCUGAGCUGAUGAAGAAGCGACUUCAGGAAAAGUGUCAGGCGCUUGAUAGGAAAAAUUCUGCAACACCAUCAGAGCUGAGUGAAAAGCAAGAGCUUCUUUAUAAUAACAAAAAGUUAGAACUACAAGUAGAAAGCAUGCGAUCAGAAAUCAAAAUGGAACAAACUAAAACAGAGAAUGAAAAGUCCAAAUUAGCCACUCUACAGUCAACACACAACAAGCUUCUUCAAGAACAUAAUAGUGCUUUGAAAACAAUUGAAGAACUAACAAGGAAAGAGUCAGAAAAAGUGGAUAAAGUAGUGCUACAGCAACUAAAUGAAAAGCUGGAAUUGGCAGAGAAGGCACUGGCUUCAAAGCAGCUCCAGAUGGAUGAGAUGAAGCAGACCAUCGCCAAGCAGGAGGAGGACCUGGAAACCAUGGCUGUCCUGAGGGCUCAGAUGGAGGUUUAUUGUUCUGAUUUUCAUGCUGAAAGAGCAGCAAGAGAAAAGAUUCAUGAAGAAAAGGAGCAACUGGCAUUGCAGCUGGCAAUUCUGCUGAAAGAGAACAAUGCUUUUGAAGAUGGAGGCAGCAGGCAGUCCUUGAUGGAAAUGCAAAGCCGUCAUGGAGCAAGAACAAAUGAUCCUGACCAGCAGGCUUAUCUUGUUCAAAGAGGAGCCGAGGAUAGAGACUGGCAGCAGCAGCAGCAGCAGCAGUGGAAUAUUCCAAUUCAUUCUUGCCCCAGAUGUGGAGAAGUCCUGCCUGACAUAGACACAUUACAGAUCCACGUAAUGGAUUGCAUCAUCUAAGUGCUGAUACUUCACCUCCCAAAACUGUUGGUAAAUGUCAGAAUUUUUCCUCAAGAGUUGUACUUUUGUGUUAUUUGUUUUUAACUCAAAUGUUUGCUUCAUAACGCUUGCUGUAGGAGAAAGAAAAUGUAUCUGUUUUAAAUAGGAUACUUUUUAUAGAUUUUCAUAAACCAAAAAGAAUCAUUAACUACCACACUUCUGAUAAUAAAUUCCAUAAUUAAUAAUUUCUUAUAAUAAAUUCCAUAAUUAAUAAUUAAUUUUCAGUUUAUGUGAGCAAUUCCACUGCUCACACAGUUAAUCAGCAUGUGAUAACAUGUGACAGAGGCCAUGUAAUUAGGUGGAAGAAACCUCACUGAUAAAAAAAAAAAACUCUUAGGGAGGCAGGAAAAAUGAGUGGUCAGAGAUUUAAUCAAGAAGAAUGUCUCUGAAGUAUUUUUUUAAAUAAAGUAUAUUGUCAUUUUUCUUCAUCCAUUUAAAAUGGAUCCAUUUAGGGUUAUGUGUUUGUGUGUAUGUUGUCAUUUUACUGCAGCCUCAAUAAUUGUAUCAAAGUUAUGACAUGGCUCUUUUCAUGUGAGCACUGUGACCUUUUAGUCAAUAAUAGAACAGUGAAAAAAUAAUGGCAUACAUAAAGUAGAUAACAUUUGAUUUCCUAUAACCACAGUGGAAUGAAGCUACCUUCGUUCUUUCAUUGUGCUCCAGGCAUAUGGGCUUGUACAACAGAUAGUUUAUUAAUUUCUAAAAAGAACACCUGUCUUGAUUUUCUUCCUGGGUCAAACCAUAUCUUCAUAAUCACAAAAAGUAGUUAUUGCAAAAUAAAAUUUUGCUUAUGAAUGUUUUACAUUGUUCAUAAAUGAUUAAUUUCAUAGUAUGUAUUUGCUGUAUUAAGUUCAUUCAGCUUAAUAUAAGCUCAAUACUUAAUACUUUGUUUCAUUAUUUCUAGGAAUAUGGCAAAUCCCUCUAGUGGAGACCAGUAUGUAUUCUUUGAAUUAAAAGUUUCUCUUGCUAAGGUUUUCAAAAGAUAGAAAUUUGCCAUAUUUUAUAAAUCUAGUUCAUAAAACUAGCUAAUAAAAGUAAACAAUGUCUUUAUGCAUCUAAGUCCCAAAACAUUUAAGAGAAAAUUAAAAUAUCUCUUUUGUUUGUAUUUAAGAUCUCUUCUAGACAGACUUGACUACAUACACACAUAUAUAGUUAUCUUCAUGCCAAGAAGACAAAAUGUACAAAUGCAAAGUAAGGUAGAUUAAAAGAUCCUCUCAUCCAAUGCCAUCCCAGUAAUAGUGUUAAAGAUAUUUCUAAAAUAACUAAAAAUUUUGCCUUUUAUUUCUUGUUUAUAGUUUCUGGGGUACAUUUUCUCAUUUUUUAAAUAUUUAAUUAUUUUUUUUGUUUGAAGGCAGAGCAACAGAGAGAGAGAGAGACAGAGAGAGAAUCUUCCCUCCUCUGGUUCAUUCCCCAGAUGCCUAUGACAGCUGGGGCUGGACCAGGCAGAAGCCAGGAGUCCAGAACUCCAUCAAGUUUUCCCACAAGGAUGGCACGAACCCAUGUAUCUGAGCCAUCAUCUGCUGCUUUCCAGGGUAUACAUUAACUGGAAGCUGGACAGGAAGCCGAGUGGCCAAGACUCAAACCAAGGCACUCUGAUGUGGGAAUGCAGGAGUACCAAGCAGCAGUUUAAUCCACUGUACUGCAAUGCCCACCCCUCCUUGCCAUUUUAAACUAAAGAGAAUAGAUUUCUAUAGUGUCCUAAAUAGGGAAGAAAGCCAAAUAGUUUUACAUUUAAGUUACUGGAGAUACCCUUUUAAUUUGUUCAAGUGAAAAUAUUCAGCAGAUCAAAUUUUUGAAAUAAUAUCAUGAGUGGGCCUAUUAAGUCUGUGACCAACUCACUUUGGAUUACAAAAACGUUAAGCUAUAUAAUUGGUUUAAAUCAAAGCUAUUGAAAAGGUUAUCUGCAUUCCUAUGUUCAUUGCAGGAUUGUUCACAGUAGCUAAAACAAGGAAGUAACCUAGGUGUCCAUCAUCAGAUGGACAGAUAAGAAGAUGUGGUAUACAUACAAUGGAAUACUAUUCAUCCUUAAAGCCAGGGAAAGUCUGCUGUUUCCAACAACAUGGAUGAGCCUCGAGGUCAUUAUGUUAGGUGAAACAAGUCAGGCACAAAUACUGAAUGAUCUCACUUAUGUGUGGAAUAUAAAAAAUUGAAUUCCAGGGAUGGGAGAAAAGGUGGAUGGGGGAAUGAGAAAUGUUGAUCGAAGGAUACAAAGUUUCACUUAAAGAGGAGGAACAAGCUUUAGUGAUCUAUUGUACAGAAUAUUAACUAUAAUAAAUAUGAAUUGUAUAUUUCACAAACUAAAUAAAGUUUUUGUUUUAGGGAAAUCAGCAAACUUGGUAGACAACCUGAAAACUCCGUGUGUGUCUCAUCUAAU